AUGACGAAAUUGAGCAUCAUAACCAAUAUCAGCCUGACUACCCUUCCCAUGAUGGAUGCUGCCCUGGAUCAUUACUAUAACCCUAAUUACACUUACUCUUCUUUCCCAAGUGACGGUAUCAAUUAUGAGAAUGUUUCAGAAGAGAUUUCAUCUCAUAAUACCACUGGUAAUGGAAGAGAAAAGAGUAUUGUUGAUAAUGUAGUUAUUAGUAUCUCCAUAUGGGUCAUCUGCAUUUUCGGAGCCGUGGGGAACGGGAUUGUCAUCUGGCUUCUUGGCUUCCGCAUUAAGAGGAAUCCUUUCAGCACCUACAUCUUGAACUUGGCCAUCGCUGAUUUGGGGGUCCUUCUCUCAGUUACAUUUAUAGCUGUUGAUUUGUGGAUUGCAUUUCUUUAUGAUUUUCCCAUUGCGUUCCCAGUGUUCUUGUUCCUAUUCCUAUCAACGUACAGCACUAGUCAAUUUCUGCUCAUGGCUAUCAGCAUUGACAGGUGUGUGGCCGUCUUCUUCCCACUUUGGCAUCGAUGCCACCGGCCACCGCAUUUGUCCACCAUUGUGUGUGCACUGAUUUGGGUCCUCUCCUUCCUGCUUACUACAAUUACCUACACUCUCAUAUAUCUUAAUUUACAUGAAAGAGAGAUUGAAGAGUAUUACCAGUUUAUUGCGAAUGCCCUGCUUUGCCUCCCAGUCAUGACGAUUGCCACUCUGGCCCUUUUCAUCAAAGUCUGUUUGAAAGCACAACAGCAUCGGAAGGGGAAGCUUUUGACCAUCGUCUUGCUCACUCUUCUCUUCUUCCUCCUCUUUGCUUCCCCACUGAAUGUCAUGUUCAUCCUCCACAUUUUCAAUUACUUACCAUCGUACGCAUUUCACGGUGCAACUGUAUUAGCCUGUUUAAAUAGCAGUGUAAACCCAGCUAUUUAUAUCCUGGUUGGGAGACAAGGGAAGUCUAGACAGAGGGAGAACAUGAAGAUAGUCUUCCAGAAGGUUUUCAAGGAGGAAGAAAGCUGUACUGAGGGAACCCCAGUUGAAACCCAGUUAUGA
Molecule: messenger RNA, 1035 nt
Organism: Gekko japonicus
Lineage: Eukaryota; Metazoa; Chordata; Lepidosauria; Squamata; Gekkonidae
Product: proto-oncogene Mas-like
Exons: 1
Coding region: 1-1035 (344 amino acids)
Biological process (GO): G protein-coupled receptor signaling pathway
Cellular component (GO): membrane
Molecular function (GO): G protein-coupled receptor activity
Source: RefSeq, a predicted model, not a curated record